This is a messenger RNA of Fonsecaea nubica, 387 nucleotides long. Its product is annotated as vacuolar transporter chaperone 1. Gene Ontology annotation, cellular component: fungal-type vacuole membrane; vacuolar transporter chaperone complex. The transcript has 2 exons. NCBI's taxonomy places the organism in Eukaryota, Fungi, Ascomycota, Eurotiomycetes, Chaetothyriales, Herpotrichiellaceae. Bases 1 to 387 code for a protein of 128 amino acids. The record is from RefSeq and is a predicted model, not a curated record.
AUGUCCGAACAACCACUUCUUCAGAGCGCCCCCGUUUCAACCGGGCCAGGCAAACGCAUCGCCCUGCCGACACGCGUCGAGCCCAAGGUCUUCUUUGCCAAUGAGCGGACCUUCCUCUCGUGGCUCAAUUUCACCGUCAUCCUGGGAGGGCUGGCCGUCGGCCUCCUCAACUUCGGAGACUCGGUCGGCCGCAUAUCCGCGGGACUCUUCACCCUGGUGGCCAUGGCGGCCAUGAUAUACGCACUCGUCACGUUCCACUGGCGAGCGAAGGCUAUCCGAGUCAGGGGCCAGGGUGGGUUCGACGACCGGAUUGGACCGACUGUGCUGGCCGUCGCCCUUCUCGCAGCUGUCAUUGUCAACUUCGUGCUUAGGGUGGUCGAGUCGUAG